Messenger RNA from Lactuca saligna, 663 nucleotides. Lineage: Eukaryota; Viridiplantae; Streptophyta; Magnoliopsida; Asterales; Asteraceae. The record is from the annotation of a GenBank genome assembly.
AUGGCCAUUCAUGUCCCAAUAGCCAUGAUAAAGGUGGCCAUUCAUGUGCAUACCACAGGCUAUCUUAGGAAUGGAUUUCAUCUAUGGUUGGUGGAUCAAGGAGACAAUCACAGAAAAAGUGAAGUACAACAGAGAAUAAUGUUAGUUAAAGUGUUUUACAGUAAUACUUUUCUGUGUAAGUGUGUCCAUUCUGCAGCUACAAUACUAGAUAAAAACAAUCCGGUGAAGUUAAAAAGAGAGAUGUGGUUGGGUUACAGUAACAGAAAAGUUAUUAAGCUUCAUGGCAAGUACCUGACAUAUGUAAAUGACUGUUUCAUUAACCAUACUCUUUUCCACAAGGCGUUUAAAGAGGCAUUUGAAAUAUUCUGCGACAAGGGUGUUGCUAGAAGUUCAAGUGCAGAGUUACUUGCUACAUUUUGUGAUAAUAUUCUUAAAAAUGGUGGAAGUGAGAAAUUGAACGAUGAAGCCGUUGAGGACACGCUUGAGAAGGUAGUAAAGUUGCUUGCCUACAUUAGUGAUAAAGAUCUAUUUGCUGAAUUUUACAGGAAAAAACUUGCUAGGAGGCGUUGUUUGUACUUUGUGCAGUUAGCAAAUGUGAAGCAGCUUGUUGACCAUUACAGCUCCAAGCAUCCAAAGGAGAAGCCUCCAAGCAACUCUGAAUGA